Messenger RNA from Panicum virgatum (switchgrass), 600 nucleotides. Its product is annotated as leucine-rich repeat protein 1-like. The record is from RefSeq and is a predicted model, not a curated record. The coding region runs from base 1 to 600 and encodes 199 amino acids. Lineage: Eukaryota; Viridiplantae; Streptophyta; Magnoliopsida; Poales; Poaceae. The transcript has 7 exons. Gene Ontology annotation, molecular function: protein binding.
AUGGAUCACCGGUUUAUCCGAGCGUGCUACCAGUCCUUCCCCAAGAACGUCGACGCGCUGACGGCCCUGCGCAAGGGCCUCAGCGACCCCGACGGCGUGCUCACGAGCUGGGACCCGAGGCUGGCUACCGAUCCGUGCGAGUGGUUCCAUGUCACCUGCGACGGCGCCAACCGCGUCACCCGCCUGGAUCUCGCGAAACACAGGUUGUCCGGCACUCUGGCGCCCGAGCUGGGGCAACUGGAUCAGCUGCAAUACAUGGAGAUUUUCGGGAACAAUAUCCAGGGGCAGAUCCCGUCGGAGCUGGGCGGCCUGACGAACCUGGUCAGCUUGGACCUGCAGGACAACAGCAUCUCAGGACCCAUACCCGCGACGCUCGGGAACAUCAAGUCCCUCAAGUUCUUGCGCUUGAGUCACAACCGCCAGACGGGACCGAUCCCCAGGGAGCUUGCCGGACUGCCCAACCUUAGAGUAGCGGAUUUCUCCAACAACAACCUCUGCGGCACGAUCCCGGCGACCGGAGCGUUGAAGAACAUUCCUCCCAACAGCUUCGCCAACAACCCGCGGCUGCAUCAGGGGGGCGCGUACGUGUCCAGCUGCUAG